CACAACACGAGUUAGUCUCCCGUGAGCCGCCAGCGAAGGAGAACGGCAGUCUGUGAGUUGUGGCGUUAUCGGAGGCGUGGGAUACAACGAACGCACCUGCCAUGCAUGCCAUGACGUGGACUGGCGAGUGAGCGACGUCGCAGACUGCGCUGUGGGUGAUGCUGAGUCGCGGCGGUGGGCUUGCUGCCUCACGCGCGCCAGGAAAAUCCAGGCGUAACACAUGUUAAUCUUCAAAUUACCCGGAAACUAGGAAACUAAUCCACGUAUCAGGCCAAAUCAUUAACGAAUUAAAUAGCGAGUCACGGGCGUGACACAGCCAUUGCCACAGUGCUUUUCUCACCUCCGACCGCUGGCCCACCUCUUUCCCUCACCCGUCACCCAGCCGGGCUAAAUUGUGUGCAGGACUCAAGGUGCCUCCCCUCUUCCCCUCGGCCGCGCCUGGCUAUGGUGGUGUUGCCGGAGGUGAAGGAGGAGGGGAGUGAAGCAGAGGAGGCACGGAGCGAACACGUGGGCCAGUAACUUCAACACCGCCGCUUUGGGACGCCGCCGCCACUGCCACCGCCGCCGCCGUCCACCCUGACUGACGUGGAGGUGAAUAGAAGUGGCAAGACUUCUCCAUAAAAGAUUCUCCAUGAAUCAGAACUGUGAGUAACCUAUCGCUGGUGCUUCACGGAACUUCGGCAUGAGUGGAGGCUCGUCCCACACACACCAGCAAAGUAGUACGACGAUGCGCAGCUUUCAUCCAGUGACGCCGUGACAAACAUGUGACGCUCUCAGUCUCUCACGUUAGACUUGCUCGCAAAGAAGAAUAAAGAAACUCUAUUCGAAUCUUACUAAAUCCUUAUAUAGUUACUGUCUAGUGUCUUAAAGAAUAUAUUUAGUGUAAAAUGAAAGCAUAUGAACAGCAUCAAUGUUACAAAAACUAGUGGUAAGAACCAGAAAUUAAUAUAGACAUAACUAACAUAGAAACAAGCCUUUUUAUGAGAACCUCAAGGCUAAAGAAGAAAGAAACAGUGAAUAAGGAUAUCCUGGAAAGGGAAGAAAAUAUCCCAGUGCAUGAGUGAGUGACGAGGAGAGAACACCAGUCUGAAGGGAUGAGUUGGGAAGGUGAUGCAUAACUGUAACUCGGUGUGUGAUACAAAGAGACGCGCGAUAUUCCAAAUCCGAGAGGCAAGCGAGCGAUAAUAGUGAAAGUGAUGGCGCUUUGAAUGAAACAGAAAGAGAAAUACUGCAGAAAAGAAUUAGAGAAAAAUCGGUCACUCACGACUGACAUUACUAGAGAGAGAGAGAGAGAGAGAGAGAGAGAGAGAGAGAGAGAAAUAAACAGAUAAAUGGACAGACUGACAGAUAAGUAGACACACUGACAGACAGAUAGAUAAGUAGACAGUAGGACAGACAUAUACACAAAAGCAGACAAAAAUAAAGACCGAAGGACGAAACAAGGCAAGGUAACAGAAAGGUCAAAGAAAGAAAGACUAAAAGAAAAGAAAGAGACGGAAGGAGAGACUACAACAGACAGGAUGAAAGAAAAGGCAGGAAAUAAAAGAGGACGAAGGAGAAAGCAAACAAGGCGAUAACAGGAAGGAAAACAAAACAGUGAAAAUCAUCUAAGAAACAGAAAAAAAAUACGGUAAACAAAACAAUAAUGAAAUAAAAGCAAAACAAAACACAAUAAAGAGGAAAGCAUCAGUGAGAAGUGAAGAAAACAAAGCAUCAGUAACAGCAACAUCAAAAGUACCAACACCAUCAUCGUCAGCGCCACCACCAAGAUGCAGCUGCUCCUCUCUUCCGGGUGGCCUUGGUGGAGCCUUCUUCCCCUCCUGCUGCUAUUCAUGACAGGAGGCGGCGACGCGGGUCUUCCCGGUCCUAGAUUCGUCGGGCAGAUUGAAAACGUGACAGUAGCGGCGGGACGCAACGCCGUGCUAACCUGUACUGUGGAGCACCUCAGAGGGUACAAGGUGGCGUGGGUGCAAGUGGAGACGCAGACCAUUCUCACCAUCCACACGUCGGUCAUUACUCGAAACCCGCGCGUGGGGCUGAGUCACGAGAGCCACAAUGUGUUUCGUCUACACCUGAAGGAAGUCACGGAGGCAGAUCGUGGCUACUACAUGUGCCAAAUGAACACUGACCCUAUGAUCAACCAGAAGGGGUUCCUGCAAGUUGUUGUGCCUCCAGACAUCGACGACUCAGCCUGGACUGGCGAUCUGGUGGUGAGGGAAGGAACUAACGUGUCUCUGGAGUGCAAAGCGAGAGGGUACCCGCCGCCCACCGUCACCUGGCGCCGCGAGGACCCCCACGACCCGACCCAGCACUCGGUGAAGGUGCUGGAGGGACAGACGCUGACGAUUGGCAAGGUGUCUCGAUUGCACAUGGGAGCCUACCUGUGUGUCGCCUCCAAUGGCAUCCAACCCUCUGUUAGCAAGAGGAUCCAGCUUAAGGUUCAGUUCCCGCCCAUGCUGUGGAUCCCUAACCAGCUGGAGGGCGCGAGGCAUGGCGAAUCUGUGACGCUGCAGUGCAAUACAGAAGCAUUCCCUCGCUCCAUCAACUACUGGACCAAUCACAGAGGAGAGAUGAUUGCCGCUACUGGCACGAGGUACGAGACCACCACCAAGGAGGAGAGCUAUAAGACCUACAUGAGGCUGGUGAUCCACAACCUGACGCAGUACGAUUUCAACACGUACCGCUGCAUCGCCAAGAACAGUCUGGGCGAGACGGACGGAUCCAUCAGACUGUAUGAAAUCGAACCGCGGCCUACGAAGGAGGACUCAAAGGAAGGAUCAGCUAGCAAGGAAGACGGGGAGGGCGAAAUAGGCGACGGGGAAGGUGAUGGAGGAGGAGGAGGCGUCAAGUAUAACUCCUCAACACCUGACGAGAGUAUUAACCUUACUACUGACAAGCGGGGGAAGAUGUGGAGCAACAAGCAGUCACCGUCAAAGAAAACAGGAAGAGGCCCCAUCUCUUGGCGCACCGGAGAGGCGAUGAACGAAGUACUAUCAGAGGUGGACCUUAGGUUUCGAGAGAAGGAAUAUAGCCACUCCAAGGAUUCUCCCCCUGGAAUGAAAACGGCAUCCUCCUACGACCACUCCUUCACCUCCUACGACUCUGGGUCAGCUGCCUCGCCCUCCUCACGCACCGUGGUGGGGGCGGCUGUGGCGUGUGUGGCGGCCCUCUGGAGGCUAUGAUGGCUCUCCGGUCGCUCCCAACGCCUCCUCUCUAGUAGUUUUACUUGUCCCUGUUUCCCUUCCCUCCUGUGCGUACCGUGUGCAUUCAUGUCUAGAGAAAAGUAACUCUCUGUUGCCUCCUGUUGCCAGUGACUUGGAGACGCGUGUUGUGUGGUUUCCUUAGGUCAUUUUUAUCCGACAAUCACUGUGUAUUGUACAUGAUGACGAGUGGCCUGCCUUACGAUGGCGUAGACAAGUUUAAGGCUUGUUCUUUUUUCUCCUUCGAUUAUCAGCAGUUUCUCGUGAUUAGGUAAGAUUAUGAUUGUAUAUAAACACACACAGACACAUCCAUACCCACACACACACACACACACACACACACACACACACACACACACACACACACACACACACACACCACUGACUUUCUUCGGCUAGAAUGCAUUUAUACAAGGAGACGAAUCGUUUGAAACACAUUCCUCACUGCAGUGGGUUUCUUAGUCAGCUGUAUAGAUGCACUGUCACUUGUAACGUAGCCCUCGACACCUCACCGCCGCUUCUAGGCUCAGACAACGAUCACACACACACACACACACACACACACACACACACACACACACACACACACACACACACACACACACACACGCAAACAUAUCCUUUCAGUUUUGACCUCAACGUGACUGCCCCCCAGAUUCUUAAACGUUUAUGCGUCUUAUCUCUACAUUUAACAGGCUCAAGUAGAAGAUGUGCGUUGCAAGAGAGUUUUCCUUUUUUCCAGUUAUAGUUUAACAUAAAUCCCUCACUGAGUAGAAAAAUACACCCUAUGAAAAAACUCGCAUGGUCAUUCCUGCUGCCUUUUGAGAUUGAAGCUUUUAAGAAUACAGACGCAUGUAUUCUUUAACGUCUCCAAGUCUCAUCUGUCACGUUUUAGUGGAAGUUACUGAGGGUUUCCAAAUGCGUUUUCAUGGUUUUAGUGAUAUUUCAGCAAGAAUACAUCCAUGAAAACUCGUAUGGACAUCCCUGCUGGCUUUUGAGAUUGAAGCUUUUAAGAAUACUGGGACGUGUAUUCUUGAACGUCUCCAAGUCUCAUCAAAUGCGUUUUCAUGGUUCUAGCGAUAUUUCAGCAAGAAUUCUACACUAUCAUAAGGAAAACUCACAUAAUGAAGCACACUAAUAACCUUCGUCACUUCUGAAACACCACGUAUGAGAAAGCAAAACGUUUAAGAAUCUUGGCCUGUCUCCUGUGUUUCCAUCAGCUGUGAAAAGUAUCGUACAGCGUGGCGAGACUGUUGCCGCUACUGCUGUGUACAUCAUGUAGUGUACCUUGAAAACUUGUGAGGAUGCGACACACAAGACCAUUUAUCUCAGCUUGUUGUAAUCCCCGCAGCGAGGCGCCACACAGGUUUGUCCAUCCCCUCACUACUCAUCACUCCUCUACCAACCAACUUCUCUCCACCAUCACCACCACAUACUUCCCUUCACCAAUAGUUACCCCAGGCAGUGGUGUCAUGAAAACCAGUGGAUUUCAUGCUUAUAAACAGAGUAAAUGGUUUUAUAUUAAGAGCUCACCGAAGACCAAGAUGUGAGAUUGUGACUAGGGAUAAUUGUAUGACGCUAUUUUUUUGUAUUUUUUGGUCUGAAAUAUUUUGUAGGAUAUGACAUCACUACUAAGGGUAACUGUUCACCUCACUGUAACACCACAGAGUCCACCUACAGAACAUUCAGAACUCUAGGCACUGGUGUAGAUAAUCCCUAGUUUCACUCCAACGCACACAUACACACACACACACACACACACACACACACACAGCAGACACACACCUACACAUGUCUCAGCCUUCCCUCACCCAGUCAUUAUUGUUCCCCUUCUCUCUAUUCUGCAGUCGAAUCCUCUGUCACUGUUUGUCGUGUGUGUGCCAAAUGGUUUGUCCUUAUUCUUUAUAUCAGUAAUUUAGGGCUUGAUUUGUCUGCUAUUCACUGUAGUGGUCACGAAUGCAUUGCGUAAAAGGACGAGAAAUGUUAACCCCUUUGUAAGUGAAGGAUAUAUUGUAGCACUAAGUUAUUGUCUUUUCAAUAAGCCAAUGCCGCUUCCAUGUCACGGCUGGCAGUGUGCAGUCCUGUGUUGAUGACUGCUUACUGGACACUAGCGCCCCUAUUCACAAACGCCUUGCUCUCUCACCACGACAAUUUUCUAAGGUCACAGAAACGACUGCCCGGGUUUUCAUGACAGUUUCUCCUUUUGAUUAAGUAAAAAUCUUGCCAAUCUAUCACCAGAAUCAUAAGAACACCCUUAAAUACACGAGUAUCUUCAACGAGAGCCAUUAGAAAACAGUGAUGGUGAGAGAGCGAAGCGUUUCAGAAUAAGGGCCAACUCUUACGUCACAGCCUCGAGGGAUUUGACUAGUGCUAAUGACGGCGGACUAUUGUUACGUCACUCCGUUAUGUUGUCACGCCCUCACACGAGAACACUGUGACUUCAGCCAGCAAAUUCACUGACGGAGGGUCAAGAGUACUAGUAUCCUCACGUCGCGGAGGAAUGGAGCGUGAUUAGAACUCGUGGGAUGCAUCUGUGAGCCGCCGGGGGAGUUAAGAUGCCUCCUAAUGUUAAAGACGACACUCCACUUUCUGCUGCUGUGUCCACUGAAAUCACUGCGCCAUGAGGAGUAUUACUUUGAGAGAGCAAACAUGAUGCGACGCUGCUCUUGUUCUUAAAUGAUUGUGAUUUGUGAGAGUGUUUAAUGUAAUGUACUGUGCUCUGACGUUUACAUUAACACGAUGGAAAUAUUCUCUUUUCUUAUGCACUGUUAUGCGAGAUUACUUCACGAGGACAACGACACUGACCGCCACGAAGUAACGGAGCAUGGAAAAGCUUACCUAACGCAGGAUACGUGUGCCAAAACAUUAACAACCAACCACAGUAUAGCACGUUUCUUCAUCCCCCCCACAAAGAAAGCACACGAGAGAGACCUUCUUUUUGUGUACAGACUCACCAGCAGCUGUGUUAGUAGCGCCCCAAUGUAUAGUCACCAAAAGAGGGAUAAAACUAUAAUAAUUCUACUCUCAUCACUUUUUUUUUUAUCUUUCCUCUCUCUAUCUAUGUGAAGUGAAUGGUGUGUUUCCCUCUUCAUUCACUGUACUGGUUGAUUCCCUCGUGUCUUUAAGGAAGCAAGACAAGAGAACACGAGUCAAGGUUAUCUGUUAUUUGCAUCGUUCUCCACGUGAGCGCCUGUGUCUGCCUGGCUGGGUCACGCAUGUCCCUACACUCCGACAUGUUCUGUAAAGAGUAUCUGUAAAUAUGAACCCUUCCUCCCAAAACUAUGUAAGAAUAAACAUACCAGAAACCUUAUAUAUGUUCCUGUUGAGAAAUAUAUGCGGCUAUAUAAUGAA
Molecule: messenger RNA, 6551 nt
Organism: Portunus trituberculatus (swimming crab)
Lineage: Eukaryota; Metazoa; Arthropoda; Malacostraca; Decapoda; Portunidae
Product: neurotrimin-like
Exons: 11
Coding region: 1770-3182 (470 amino acids)
Cellular component (GO): neuron projection
Source: RefSeq, a predicted model, not a curated record